Messenger RNA from Didymodactylos carnosus, 933 nucleotides. The record is from the annotation of a GenBank genome assembly. Lineage: Eukaryota; Metazoa; Rotifera; Eurotatoria; Philodinida; Philodinidae.
AUGGAGAUCCCAGACACCAGUCUUUUCCCAAAUAAAUUGAAAAUAAUGGACAAAAAUGUUUGUAAUAAUACUGACAAAUCAAUGACAAAUAUUGUACAUGAUUCAAGUAUUUCAGAAAAGAAACUUGAACAAAAUUUAAUUGAUAAUAAAAGUCAAAUAAUUAAAUCGACAGUUCUAAGUGAAAUCCGCCAGAAUAUCACGUUGGGACAAGUACAGAAAGAACAACGACAAGUAAAAUUUUUUGAUGAAAAUAAUAAAACUCAAUCUAAUAAUAUGAAGGGUAACGCUAGCAUUGUUAAACAAACACGAAAUUUUUCAAAUUCAAAAAUACGCCUUCGUCGAUUACAAAGUAAUCUUUUCAGUUCAAAUAAAUUAAUGAGAACAAUAAAUGACGAAAUGAUUUCUUCCAAUUUACAUCAAAUCCCAACAUUAAAACCAUCGAGUAAAUCCUCAGUUGCUCAUCGUAUUGAACUCUUAAAACAAGCGAUGAAAACAGAUCAACGCGUUGAACAAGUUGAAUUUCGAGAUUGGAAGCACAGUAAAAAGUUAGUGGAAAAACAAACACAUGACAAAGAGACACUCGGAGAAAAUGAAAACAACAAAGAAAAUAAACAAAAACUUCUAUCAAAACAUACACAAACUCUGCAUCAGUCCGAACAAAUAGAGCAACUAGUUACACCUCAAAUACUAUCCGAUUUAACCGAGAAGGAAUAUAAUUUAGCGACAAGUAACAGUAUUCAUACAAUCGAAAACUGUUUACAUUAUCAUCAUCAUUAUCAUCAUCAUUUAUCAGAGACUCCAUCAUCAAUGCCAAUAAUUCAAACUAUCUCACAAGUGUUAAUAUCACCAUGGAGAACGUUAAUAUCGCUUACAGGCACAUUCACGAUUAUUUUUAUUUUAAUUCUUGCCAUUAUAUCUGAAUUUAUAGCAUAG